CUUGGGAUCAUCGGAACAUCGCGCACAGCCCGCAGUGGGUGGCAAAGCAUGGGGCUCAUCAGCGGCAUCAUCGGGUUCUCGGUGCGCCUUUUCAGUGGCGUGAUGCAGCUUCUCGGCGCAAUCAUUCACUUACUCUUUAUCAGCGAUGGCGUUGAUGGGACUACUUCUUCUCAAUCUGUCGGCGAGGACGGAAACGACUCAAGUCAGCAGAGUACUUCGUCUGUCACUAGUUUCGAGACGCCCACAACAGAACUAAAUGAGACCACAGCCAACUUUGGAGCCGGUGAGAUCACCGUUCAGCCCUCCGACGGUUCUGGCAAUUCGGAGAUCCCACUUGUCCCUUUUGAUGAGGAGGCGUCGGUAGAAGGGGGGGAGGUUGUCAGUGGAAGUGUUGAGGCGGAUGCCAUUGUGCAGCGAGGUGCUGAUGAACAUCCGGAUGCUCUUCCGCAGCCAGACCUACAAGCAGUUGCUGCUGUUCUCCCGCAGCCAGCCCUGGCACCGGAUGCUGUCGUUUUUGCAGAUGUGGAUGACGCACUUAGUAAAGUGAAUCCUUCCCUGGCAGAAUACCUCCGGAACAUGGACUAUUUUCCGGAACUGAAAAAUGAUGCAGUUAAUGAGUAGCGACCAUGACUAUGUGGUGGUUGCACCAGUGGCCAUGGUUGCAGUUUCACCAGGUGCUGUUGAUCGUCUGCAGCCAGCCCUGGCACCAGUUGCUGUUGCUGAUGCACUCGCGUUUAACCUAUUUUGUACGGGGACUCCCACUCAGGCUGGAUACUCCUGGUCAUGAAGUCUUUUCCGAAGCUGGAAAAUGAUGUAGUUUUCCAGCGGCGACCAUGACCAGACGGCUGCAAUAGUAGCCAUGAUAUCAAUUGAAAUGUCAGAUCAGGUGGAUUCCCAGUUGGCCAUUGUGUUUGUAAUGGAUUUGGAUGAAGCAUACAUCAACAGGCAAGGAAUAUACCUAGAUUUCUUCUGAGCUUUGUUGUGGGUUAUGGUGACAAUUGAAUAGUCGAACAUUGUGAC
Physcomitrium patens is the source of this 1020-nucleotide messenger RNA. RefSeq lists its product as uncharacterized. NCBI's taxonomy places the organism in Eukaryota, Viridiplantae, Streptophyta, Bryopsida, Funariales, Funariaceae. The record is from RefSeq and is a predicted model, not a curated record.